This is a messenger RNA of Cottoperca gobio, 4990 nucleotides long. RefSeq names its product APC membrane recruitment protein 2 (gene amer2). Gene Ontology annotation, cellular component: plasma membrane. Gene Ontology annotation, biological process: regulation of canonical Wnt signaling pathway. Lineage: Eukaryota; Metazoa; Chordata; Actinopteri; Perciformes; Bovichtidae. The record is from RefSeq and is a predicted model, not a curated record. The transcript has a single exon. Bases 166 to 2241 code for a protein of 691 amino acids. Gene Ontology annotation, molecular function: phosphatidylinositol-4,5-bisphosphate binding; beta-catenin binding.
GCAGGCGUUGGAGCAAGUCAGAGUGGGAGUGAAAGAGCACCAGACAGCAGGGUGAACAGAGAGAGAGAGAGAGAGAGAGAGAGAGGGUGACUGUAUGUGUGGCCAGAGUGAGACAGGACAGAGAGGCAGAUAGAGAGCUUGAGGGAGACGAUAGAGUGCUAGAUAAUGGAGGUGCAGUCAGAGUGUGUGGAGCCUCCUGUGGCCCCUCAGUGUGACCCCCAGCCCACAGGGAAGAUCAACAAAGCUGCCUUCAAACUCUUCGGGAAGCGGCGCACCGGCUCUGGGAUGGCCAGCUUCUUCUCCUUCAGGAACAAAGGGGCUACAAACAGCGGGAACAACGGGAACUCUGACAAUGGGAAUUCUUUGAAUGGAAACGGCUCAGGGGCGUCGGUGGAGCUCGUUAGGAGCAAAACCCACGAUGGACUAGCAAGUUCUAACAACGAUGCUGAUGGACAGAGAGGGGAGGGACUUGCUAUCCUGGAGGCGGGGCCAGUGAGGUCCCUCAGCAAAUCGCUGAGUUUUUUCUCUCUACUCCGACGUGGGAGUUUUAGGUCGAGUGAAAAUGGAGGGACGGGGCUUGGCAAAAGAGGGAGGGGCCUAAAGGGCUUUUUUAGCAGCAUGCGAUGGAGACGCAAGGAAAAAACAAACGAUGGAGAGGUGGAAGUGGUGGAACGGGUGACGGAGAAGGAUGAGGAUAUUGCCGACCCUGAAAAGGUAAAGGAUAUUACGUUAACUCUUGAACCGCCUCCGCAUCAUCACCAAGUGGAUUGUGGGAAUAGAGAGGCAUCACCUAUCCCAGAGACUCCCACUACUAGUGUUACCAUGACACCCCCACACUGUGUUGCCAUGCCAGGGCCAUCUGGUGAGCCAGACUCCCCCUUUCCUUACACACCCACUGACUCGCCUCAGCAUCCUCCCAUCCAAAUAGCCAAAGCCUCAGUUUCAAGCCUCACCCCCUCACUCGCCACACCCCCUUUGGAUCGCUGCAGCACGGGUGACCCUCCCUCAGAACCUUCAGUAGACCGCCUAUGCUCUCUCCUCUUUACUGACGUCACAUCCCUCAAGAGCUUUGAUUCACUGACAGGCUGUGGUGACAUUAUUGCUGACGCAGACGAAGAGGGGCCAGCGGGUAAUGGGGGCAGUGGCACUAGCAGCAGCAGCAGUGGGGGAGGAGGAGGGAGUGUGGGAGCAGGUGUUGGGAGAGCUGUUGGUAUCACCAGCGUCACGUCUCGUGGCUCCCCAACCAAACCCCCUCUACCUUCGCUGCGGACCCAGCCCAUGUUUUCUGUUUCCACAAGCUCAGUGCCUUCUUCCCUCCCAGCCCGGGCCCGGGCGCCACCUCCACCUCCACCACAGCAGCACCCAGCCGGUAGUGGUGUGGUGGCCUACAUGGGCGGAGGGGAAGAAAUGGCAAGUCCAGAAGGAGUGGACGAUGCAGACAUGCAGGGGCUUUGGCACAUGCUUCCCUCCACAGGUGACAACUCCCCUGCUUUGCCCCGAUCACACCAACAUUCCUCCACCACCCCUACUUCGACCUAUCCCCCUCGUGCCACCUCCAACCUUGCCAGCAGCCACCUGCCCUCAACACACAGGUGUUCAGACAGAAAGGUUCCCCAGGUGAAGGCAUUGGGGCUCAGUAAGAUUCCAGUAGGUGGUGCAGCAGGAGGCCGGGCAGCUAAACCCCCUCUCCCUCACACACAUGGCCGUCAUCCCACAUCACCUGGUGAAAAGGAGCCACUCAGUGAUGAGGGUUACUGGGACACACCCUCAGCAACGCCCACAGCAACACCUGAUGAGAGCGGGCUUCAGCGAAACCAGAAGAUGGCCCUAUCACGCGACAGUUGUUCCGGAGACCACCUGUACGACCUCUACAAUGACCCUGAAGAGGAAGAAGAGGAUGACGAUCUAAACAGUACUCCCUCUCCCUCCACUGAAUACAAACUGAGCCCCACCUCCCAAACAAGUCCACCUUCCUCCUCCUCCUCUUCCUCCUUCCAAUCAAUGAAAGGCAGCACCAGCCUUCCUCGGGAAUCCAAGAUCCCAGUAAGCAGCAGACAAACCCCACCUCCCCACUCAGUAAGCCAGUCAGCCCUCUCGUCUGUUCUCGAAGCUGAAUCCCCUCCACCAAAGACCCAGGCGCCUCCCCCGACUCGCACCAGAAUCCCUGUAUCCAAGGUGCCCGUCCGUCGUUCUGGAAACAAACCUGGCAGCACAACCAGAGGAACCGCCCACAAGAAGUAGCCCCUGUGAAAUGGGUGUUUCUCGCCUACUAACUUAAUGACUUGAGUGUACAUCACUUCUGUGCUGUUUAAGCAGAGCCAAACGCUUUCCCAGACCAAGAAAAAUGUAGAGCUUAUAAAUUCUUCUCAAAUCUUAAAAGCUCUCAUUCCUUACGUGUUUUGGCUUACGACAGGCUAGAAUAGAAUAUGUGGUUUGUUCACUUGAGAAAGUCACAAGGAGACUCCAAAAAGCUGGGUUAACACUUCACAGCCCUCACUGGAACUUUGGAGGUUGACUCUUGACAAUCCAUGGUCUCGCAAUAGACACAUAUGCCUUGUAACUUCCUGGAAAAGCUCCUGACCUGCUGAAAGUUUGACAGUUCAUGACUGCACACUGCAAAAAAAAGAGGGAAAAAAGCAGAGCACCUUUUAUCUUUUACAUUUUUAUUAUGGAACUCCACAUGGCAUAACAUCAUUUGCUGAUAUGGACCUAAUCAAAGUUUCUUCUGAGUUUGUCAUCUUGUCUAAUCUGUAACAAAUUACCUCCUAAUCCUUUGAUAUUAGAGCCAAAGUAAAAAAAAUACCCCAGUCUUCAUUUCACAGCCUCUGAUAGUCUCGAACAGACUCAACGAUAUCCAUGGCCUGGAAAAACCCAUCAUUUUGUUUUUCGCUUUUUGAAGAUGGUCUUCUUCUGAUCGCACACGAAGGAACACUGAGAUCUGGUUUUUAUUACUUACCUACUUUGUAGCUACAAAUGUGGCAAACCUGCACCGCAGAAGGCCACACAAUAUCUUGUGUUUUUUGGAGGGAAAUACCUCCUCUGUUUUGACUGGUUAUUAUUAUUAUUAUUAUUAUUAUUAUUAUUAUUAUUAUUAUUAUUAUUAUUAUUAUUAUUAUUAUUAUUGUGGACUAAGUUUGGCUUCAGCCUGUUACAUCUCGAUCUCACUCACACCACCACUGUAUCACCCGCAGUACAUCCAAAGGAUGUCAAUCUCUGGGAUUUACAACUGUUGAUUUACUAAUGGAAACCUGCAAAACUAUCGCAAUACUCCACCUGGAGGGAUCCCUUUGCACUGAUGCUUCAAUACACAACAGAGACAUGCACACAAACAUUUCCUCUCCCUCUCCGCAUGCAGUGCCACACAUACAAGGCACAAAGGUCAGGGAACAUCAUCUAAUACUGAAGGACCUUACACACACUGUUCAACCUUUGGCACUGUGUUUGUAGCGACACUGGAUGACUUUCCUCUCUAAGGACACAUGCACAAACAACCAACUAUUUCUUGUUAGUACUUUCUUCCCUGGAUUUCAUACUGUUUUUAUAGGCUUCCCCGUCCUAAGUCAUACUGCUCGGAUCUUAAACUGUGACUGCACCAGCUUCUUAACGCUCUGCUUUCUGUUCUUCUCUACUAACAUACUGUACAGGCUGAUGUGAGUGGGUGACAGGGGGGCAUCCUUUCUGUCAGCCAGCUUUUAGAGAGCCAGAAUAUGCCUGCAAGUGUUGUUGUUUUUUUAAAUAGGCUGUGACUCAAAUAAAAAGACAAGCAAAUUAUGUCAGAGUUUCAGAUAGAGAAAACACGUUUGAGGUAAUUAACUGGGUCACAGCUUACGAUACAAAGCAAAAGUUGGGGACUAAAGCUAAAUCAGUUCAGAGUCCUUCAUUCUUCCUCUUCUGGCUGUUGUACCAACGACAUUGUACAACUUCAUUCUGGGAACGCAGCUGUCUGUGAAUGUAGCGUGACAUUAUUGUAAAUCAGCAUAUAUUUUCCUGUGUUGGUCUGUUUUCGUCUUUGUCCCUCUUCUGUGGGGGCAAGACAAAUGGUGGAGUUUACUGUUUUCUAAGACCCCCGUGCUCGGAAAAAUGAAGACAAGCUACCAAGUGUUGAGCCUUGCAAAGCACCACUUGUUUUAAGAAUGAGGGGGUGUACUGCAGUCCUUAAAGGCCUUUGUCAGUGAUUCAGGGAGACAAGUUACAGGGAGCAGAGUGUUCUCUACCCUUCAAUUAAUAAGAGGACUUUUCGAAGGGAAAGAAAUUCAAGAUGAUGCAAGUUUUCUCUACUUCUAAACACAAGGGUACACAUGACACUUGAGGGUCCUUCUAGUUCAUGCUAGUUUUCCAUCUCAUUUAAAAUGUGAUGAUUGAUGCACAACACUGCUCCAGGUUCAGAUAUAUUUCAGCCUCCUGACGGUGUAGUAACAGGCCAUGGGGUAACAUGAUCUCAGGUCUGCAGUAAAUGUGUUUCUCACCCGAUAAAGAGGGCAGGCUAAAGGUCAUUUGGGGAGCAGAGAAAGAUCACAUCCGCUCAGUUUCUCUCUGCCUACACUGUGCUCUUUGCUCUUUUGAUUAAGUAUGCAUUCACGUUCAUUCUCUCUUCUUUGGAGUGCUGACUGACAAAAGAGUGAUAGAUGGAAAAAGAGGGUAACUUAAUGUAACUAUUUAAGCUUCCUUUUUUGGUUGAUGUAACACAAAUGCCGCAGAAGUUGUUUCUCCUCUUCUUCCAAGUAUGACAGUGAAAAUGAAAGUUGAACCUUUGGGUAUAUUGAUCUGUGGCACUGGCCUAAUGACAUCAACCAUGGAGGCCACCAUAUUGCCACCUGGCUCAGUUCCUUGUCUCCUUUCUUUUUGAUUACAAAUCUGGGCCGUCAUGUGGUCAUUUGUGAUGAACAGCACAUUAUGUUUUCCUUCUUUUUGUUACCGCCUGUCUGUUCACAGUGUGAAAUCUUUCCACUUUUCAUAUUUAAUGAAUAAAACUGUUUGCGCUUAUAGAUGA